CCGCACAAGGCUGCAGUAUAUACUUCCAAACAUCUCCGCUGCUUGGACGAUUUUGAGGUACGACUUGUGUCAAGCAACCAUCAGACACUACACUCCAGACAUUCGACACAAUCACCAUUCUUGGCUAAAGCCUAAAGCAUCAACCAAGACGAAGUCCAACAUAUAAACAACACCAUAGCAAGACCUACCUCGAUCAUCAACCCAUCCGAACCAAACCACAAUGCCUUUCACUCGAUUCACACCACUUCUCCGCCAGAGGCUCUUCACCACAUCGACACGAUCUCGGAACGCUAUUGCUAUUGGAGAUGUCGCAGCUGAGGAACUAGCAGCAGCCUCAAAGGCUGUCCCUAAGCUUGGAAGGAUUGCCAGAUGGUACCUUCCCUCCAUGGCAGUUGCCGCUGUGGGUAUGAUGUACAUCCCAGCCAGCCUGUACCUUCCUCGCGCAGAGCCAAAGCCUCGCUCCGUCACUCUCGACGCUGCCAACCGUCACAUUGGUUACAGCAUCACCACUGCUCUCAACGAGUCCAACCGCGCUAUCCACGUGCCAGUUGAGCUCACUCAGGAGCAGAAGAACCAGGCGCUCAUGGACCUCUACGGCGAGCGUUCCAGCCUUGAGGAUAUGCAGCGUGCUAUUGCUGGUAUGGAGGCUCGCGCCACAAGCCAGAAGGACAGGAACGCAGCACUCGAGGCAGCCUACGGCGACAGGAGCAGCAUCAAGGACAUCGAGAGAGCCAUGCAGAUAUACGAAGUCCAGUGAUUACAUUAAGAAAGGUGUAUAAUUUGGGACGCACAGCCACUAGCGUGAAGCUGAAGAGAACACCAUACCACUUCGUACCGGGGAGCAGGGCACGACGAAGAGGAAGAAGACAUAACGCGCGCAAGACGCUGCAAGUCACACCGCCAGGGCACGAGAAAACCGUCAC
This is a messenger RNA of Macroventuria anomochaeta, 923 nucleotides long. RefSeq lists its product as uncharacterized. The record is from RefSeq and is a predicted model, not a curated record. The transcript has a single exon. Bases 221 to 757 code for a protein of 178 amino acids. NCBI's taxonomy places the organism in Eukaryota, Fungi, Ascomycota, Dothideomycetes, Pleosporales, Didymellaceae.